Messenger RNA from Closterium sp. NIES-65, 858 nucleotides. Lineage: Eukaryota; Viridiplantae; Streptophyta; Zygnematophyceae; Desmidiales; Closteriaceae. The record is from the annotation of a GenBank genome assembly.
AUGGACGUGGACGUGGACGUGGACGUGGACGUGGACGUGGACGUGGACGUGGACAUGGACGUGGACGUGGACGUGGACAUGGACGUGGACGUGGACAUGGACGUGGACGUGGACGUGGACGUGGACAUGGACGUGGACGUGGACGUGGACGUGGACUUGGACGUGGACGUGGACGUGGACAUGGACGUGGACGUGGACGUGGACAUGGACGUGGACGUGGACGUGGACGUGGACGUGGACGUGGACUUGGACGUGGACAUGGACAUGGACGUGGACGUGGACGUGGACAUGGACGUGGACGUGGACGUGGACAUGGACGUGGACGUGGACGUGGACAUGGACAUGGACGUGGACGUGGACGUGGACGUGGACGACAUGGACGUGGACGUGGACGUGACAUGGACGUGGACGUGGACGUGGACGUGGACGUGGACCUGGACGUGGACGUGGACAUGGACGUGGACAUGGACGUGGACGUGGACGUGGACGUGGACAUGGACGUGGACCUGGACGUGGACGUGGACAUGGACGUGGACGUGGACGUGGACGUGGACGUGGACGUGGACGUGGACGUGGACGUGGACGUGGACGUGGACGUGGACGUGGACGUGGACGUGGACGUGGACGUGGACGUGGACGUGGACGUGGACGUGGACAUGGACGUGGACGUGGACGUGGACGUGGACGUGGACGUGGACGUGGACAUGGACGUGGACGUGGACGUGGACGUGGACGUGGACGUGGACAUGGACGUGGACGUGGACGUGGACGUGGACGUGGACAUGGACGUGGACGUGGACGUGGACAUUACGUGGACGUGGACGUGGACGUGGACGUGGACGUGGACGUGGACUUUGA